AUCAAAGUUUACAUCGCGUCGUCAUCCGGAUCAACCUCAGUAAGCUUCAGAGUCGUGUAUUCAUGAUGCCAAUGACUGGUGGAAGGAACUUGAUCCUUUUCUUGCAGCGUUUGAAUGUUGUGCGGGUGAACCAACAGCUAGCGUCCAUGCAUGAUAUCAGGUUGUAGCUCAAAAGCUGAAAAUCUUUCUUGGAGCGCACAGCUGCACAAAGGGGCUUUAUUCAUCGUAAAGCGUACACAUAUUUAUUGAUGAGUAGCAGGCCAGGACGCUGUUCAAAAUUACUCAUUUUCUUUUUAAACAGUAAAGGAAGUCGCAAGUAAAUACCUCUAUAUAUGGUAUUGAAGAGAUACAUAGUGAUGCAAGCACUUCCUGAUCUGCCAAAGUGGAUCAAGAAACAGCAACAGGAUGUCAUGGGGUUCCUGGCAGCCAAUAAGAUCAAUUUUGAGGAAUGUGACAUUGCAGCCAAUGAAGAGAACAGGAAAUGGAUGCGGGAAAAUGUACCAGUAGAUUCCCGGCCAGCCACCGGGAAUCCCCUCCCACCUCAGAUUUUUAACGAGGAGAGAUACUGUGGGAAUUAUGAGGCUUUCUUUGAUGCACGAGAAGAGAAUGCUGUGUAUGCUUUUCUAGGCUUGACUGCUCCACCAGGUUCCAAGGAAGCAGAGGCUCUAGCCAAAAAGGAGCAGCAGUAGCCACAGACUCUUCAAUUGCCUGACACUGUUUUGUUUCUAACCUUCUGCUUUCAAUCCUAUAAAUUUACAUUUUCAUAUUACUCAUCAAUCUCCCAAUCAAAUUAGACAACCCAUUUCAGUGACACCUGCUCCUGCAUCUUACAGCUGUGGAUAGUGCAAUUGAAUGCAAUCCUCUGUAAAGUUGGAAAAGAAUUCUACUGUCUUUUUAAUUGUAUACAUUUGUAUGGUGGUAUUCGUUUAUGAUGUGCCAUAAAGCAGGUGAAUUAACAGUGGCUGCAUUUUUUCAUAGAUUGAAUUUAUUAUCCAUCAAAAUUGUAAAUUUAUAUUUCAGUUUAAAAGAUGUUCCCUGUUAAAUAAUGUUAAAGGGCUACAGUAGGUAGUAAACAUUUUGUCUCUCUUAGCAUAAAGUCAUUAGUGCUUUAGCUUGCUAUUUUGUGUCAGAAGAUAUGUUUAUGUAUUUCAGUGUUUGAUAUUGGAGACCAUUAAAGGUACACAAAGUAUUUCUUGUACUGAAUUUGUAAUUUCUUAGUAGCUCCCUAAAAAUCAAGUGUAAGGUCGGUAAUGAAUCCUUAGUAUGUCAGUAAUGAAAUCUCAUUAAUGUGCCAUUUAAGGUAAUAAUUUCUGCACAAUUUGUUAAAUGUGAGGUCCCAAUACUAACUAUAAUCAUUGUAAUUAUUAUUGUUCCAGAUAAGUAUUACUUAAUGUACCUUUAUUUCAUUCUCAGCUUGUCUUAAUAGUGUACAAUGUUUUCUAUUUUAUGAGCAAAUAGAAUAUGCCAAAAUUUUUUGAAGAACUGUAUUAUUGAAGGGGACAGUUCAUUAAAGCAUUGUUUUAAAUAAA
Tachysurus fulvidraco (yellow catfish) is the source of this 1529-nucleotide messenger RNA. RefSeq names its product SH3 domain binding glutamate-rich protein like (gene sh3bgrl). Gene Ontology annotation, cellular component: cytoplasm. Lineage: Eukaryota; Metazoa; Chordata; Actinopteri; Siluriformes; Bagridae. The coding region runs from base 333 to 689 and encodes 118 amino acids. The record is from RefSeq and is a predicted model, not a curated record. The transcript is spliced from 4 exons.